This is a messenger RNA of Benincasa hispida (wax gourd), 1085 nucleotides long. RefSeq lists its product as uncharacterized. The record is from RefSeq and is a predicted model, not a curated record. NCBI's taxonomy places the organism in Eukaryota, Viridiplantae, Streptophyta, Magnoliopsida, Cucurbitales, Cucurbitaceae.
CUUUCAUAAUUUAUAGCGGUUGUUAGAAAAGGCUUCAUCUUCAUUCUUCUUCUUCUUCUUCUUCUUCUUCCCCACAGAGACUCGGGAUGGAUAAAGAGCAAGAAGAUCUUCAAUUUCUUGGCUUCUUCGGCAUCUUCACUGAAUCCUUCAAGAUUGUUCUCUCAUGGAGGAAGAUCUUCAGCAAGAUUACCCUCACCCUAAUCUUGCCUCUUUCCAUCGUCUUCCUUGCUCACAUCCAGGUAACCGAGCUCCUCUUCUUCAAGAUCUUGAAAAACGAAGAUUCUCUCAACUCAAUCCCCAAAAGUUCCCCCAAAUACACCAACCUCUCCGAUGUCAUCACUUCCGAGUGGAUCUCUUUCUGGCUCUUCAAAGCUGCCUAUUUCACUUUCUUCCUCGUCCUCGCUCUCCUUUCCACCGCGGCCGUCGUUUACACCGUCGCCUGCGUUUACACUGUGCUGCAAUUUUCGGAUUCGGUGGGGUUGGGAUUCUCCUCUUUGCUGGGAUUUCAGUGUCAUAUGUUCUAGGGUUUGUGUAUAUAAGCGUAGUGUGGCAUUUGGCGAGUGUUGUAUCGGUUUUGGAGGAUGUCUAUGGGAUUCAGGCAAUGUUGAAGAGUAAGGAACUGGUCAAGGGGAAGAUGGUGCUUUCUUGUGGCGUUUUCUUGACUUUUACUGUGCUGUUUCUGGGGAGUCAGCUCGUUUUUCAGACUGCGGUUGUGCUUGGAAGUUCCAAGUACAAUGGGCUAAGAAUUGUUCUUGGAAUUCUGUGUUUCUUGUUGCUGUUCAAAGUGUUUCUCUUUGGUCUUGUUGCUCAAACAAUCAUUUACUUUGUUUGCAAAUCAUAUCAUCAUCAAAAUAUUGACAAGUCCUCAUUGUCUGAUCAUCUGGAAGUGUAUCUUGGGGAUUAUGUUCCAUUGAAGGAACAGGAUGUUCAAUUAGGGGAAUUAUAAACUUGUUUGGUUUAUCUGGAGAUGGAGAAUUUGAAUCCAAAUUUAUGUGGAAUGAAGUCUGUAUUAUCAUCCUUUGAUUGGGAUUUGAUUACAUGAAAUGAUGGAAGUGAUUGUAUAUAUAUAUUAUUUACUUAAAUGA